Molecule: messenger RNA, 1376 nt
Organism: Spinacia oleracea (spinach)
Lineage: Eukaryota; Viridiplantae; Streptophyta; Magnoliopsida; Caryophyllales; Amaranthaceae
Product: probable glycosyltransferase At5g11130
Exons: 1
Coding region: 101-1162 (353 amino acids)
Molecular function (GO): glycosyltransferase activity
Source: RefSeq, a predicted model, not a curated record
AUUUUCGUUGUACACUCAACAAUACAUCACUUUCCUACUUAUAUAAUCCUCCAACUACCUCUCUCAUUUUCUUCCACUCCAUCUUGAUCAUCCAAAAACAAUGGCCAUUCCAUCACUACUACUCUCCCCUCUCCUCCUCCUCCUUGUCCUCCUUCGACCACCGUUCACCACCGCCAACUCCGCCGUCUACUUCUCCAAAACCACCAUUUUUUCGGAUUACGAAAAAAUGAUCACUAACCUUAAAAUCUUCAUUUAUCCACUACCUAACCAAUUGCACCAACAAUACAACUCCACUCCUUUCACUCUCCUCCAUAACUCUCUUCUCACCUCUAACUUCCUCACUCACAACCCAAACCAAGCCACUCUCUUCUUCCUUCCUUUCCCACCAAUGUCCACGCGCUCCCUUGACCGUCACGUCAAACUCGUCCGAACUACCUAUCCGUACUGGAAUCGUUCCCUUGGGGCUGACCAUUUCUACUUCUCUAGCCAAGGUGUCGGUCCAACUUCUAGUCGUAACGUUGCCGAGUUGAAGAAAAAUGCUGUUCAGAUCGCAUGUUUUCCCGUACCCGCGCGUGAGUUUAUCCCACACAAGGACAUCACCCUCCCUCCCUCCUCAGUCCUGUCACGCGCUCAUCCACAAAGUGAGGGUUUAUCCACGCGCUUCCUCGGGUAUUGGAGGUUUGCCGAAGUAGGAUCAGGUGUAGAGUUGAUCAAUGGGCUAAGGAAUGAUGGUGAGUUUUUAAUCGAAUCUGAGCCGUACGAUGAGGGAGUGUUUUUAGAAAGAGUACAAAGUAGCAAGUUUUGUUUGUUUGUUUAUGAUGUUGAAGGGGUGGGGGGAUUGAGUGUGGCAUUGUCACACGGUUGUGUUCCCGUAGUGAUUACAGACCGUCCGAUACAAGAUCUACCGUUAAUGGACGUGAUCAAAUGGUCUGAAAUCGCCGUGUUUGUAGGGUCAAAUAUGGGGCCAAAUAAGUUAAAGCGGGCGUUGAUCCGCACGUGCGAGGAUGGCGGGUAUGAUAGGAUGAAAAGAUUGGGUGUAGCGGCGGCACACCAUUUUGCAUGGAAUGAGUCAUCGCCACAGCCGUACGAUGCGUUUAAUAUGGUGAUGUAUCAAUUGUGGGCUAGAAGACAUGCCAUUAGAUAUUCAAAGUGGGAGAUAUAAUGUGAGUUAACAGCAGCCGCAUGAUGUAAUCAUGAUGAUUAUUAGUAAAAUUUACCAAAUAAUCUUUUUUUAAAUGAAUUUUUAAUUGAUUAAUUUGGUGGAAUAAUCUUUGAUUUGUCGUGGUUGGAAUAUUCAGUAGAAAAAUAAUGGAGGGAAGAAUCUGGUAUGUGGUGAUGUAUUGGUGCAAUUGGUAAUUGUAGUUGCAUUUGUUUAA